AAGCCACGACACGCUCUGCCAAAUGACCCCUAAGCCCUAUAAAUGGCGGUAUUGGUGAAGUUCUUAAUUAAUUAAAAAGUGACCUAUAAUAUGUUCAGAAGGUCAUCAAAUAUGAGUAAAAUGAUAGCGGUUUGGACCAUGAUGCUGGUAAUAUUGUGUGGUUGGCAGAUCAAAAUGGGAAAUGCAGGGCCAAGUGAAGCAGUUUGUAGACAAGAAAGGAGUGUUGGGAAGAAAGCAUGUUUGUCUGUUUUGUUUGGAAAUCCAUCAGAAGCAUGUUGUGAAAGGGUAAGAGUGACACAGACUGAAUGUUUUUGCCCAAUUCUGACACCCAAAUUAGUUGCAAUACUAGGAGGUGCCAAUCGUGUCAUUCGACUUAUUCAAAGCUGUGGAAGGACUGUUCCUCCAAACUUCAAGUGUGGAAGUGUUACCACUCCAGCUUCUGAGAUGCAUGUUUAAUCAAUUUAGUACAAUUUAAUUAUGGUAUUAUUACUGUGCUGCUUAAUUAUGUAUUCAAUAAUAACUAAGAGAAAGAUGUUAUUCUGCUUAUAUGCUCUCUUUUUGGAGUACUAUGGGAAUGGACCAUUUGGGGGUAAAGAUGGUAUUCAUGUUGUUAGUUCUAAACACCUUGGUCCACCUCUUUUGUAUCUGUAAAAGUGUGCUUCUUAAUUUCUUUUAUCUAUAGUUUUAAGUAUAA
This is a messenger RNA of Lycium barbarum (goji berry), 694 nucleotides long. RefSeq lists its product as uncharacterized. The transcript has 2 exons. Lineage: Eukaryota; Viridiplantae; Streptophyta; Magnoliopsida; Solanales; Solanaceae. The coding region runs from base 91 to 456 and encodes 121 amino acids. The record is from RefSeq and is a predicted model, not a curated record.